Messenger RNA from Paramacrobiotus metropolitanus, 1975 nucleotides. RefSeq lists its product as uncharacterized. The record is from RefSeq and is a predicted model, not a curated record. NCBI's taxonomy places the organism in Eukaryota, Metazoa, Tardigrada, Eutardigrada, Parachela, Macrobiotidae. The transcript has 3 exons. Bases 557 to 1837 code for a protein of 426 amino acids.
CUCUACAACAACAACUACUCUGUACUACGAGGUACUUCCUUCCAAACGCUGACUAUUAUAGUGUAUUAGCGUUAGACUGGCUUUCGCGUGCGCGUGUAUGACUAAUAAACUUUUUACUUUCAGUUUUACGGAAAAGUUUUUUUUCAAAAUUACGAUGUUCGAAUUAUUCCCCUUGCAGUACUAUGAUCCGACAAUGUACCACUGCAAUACUCUGUCUGCUUCGGUCAAUUUUGGUCGAGCAGACUAUACAGCUUAUUUACGAAUUUCCUUGCAAGAGCGCUUUGCACGUGUCUAGAAAAGUUCCAAAGAACCAUAAAGGUCUUCGAUAGUUCUUGCCAGAAUUCGAAGUACCUUGACAACACAUUAAAAGGUUCUCUGUAAUUUAUCCCAGAACAUUAAAAUCACUGCUGCUCUCUGGUGCGCUUCGAUUUGGAUUGUCAAUUUUAUUAUAUUCGUAUUUUUUUCCGGACCGAAAGUGUGGUUUGUUGAGGGUUUCACGGUUUUAUCACUGUUGUAUUCAUAUUAAUUUUUGCACUGAUUUAUUCUCAACGGUCAAAUGGCGGAUUCCGGGGGCGGCGGGCGCUUCGCUAAUUUCAGCGUAAAUCAACGCUGGCCUAACCACAUUAACAUCGAUGUGUUCCGGCAGACUCUGUGUCAGGCCUCCGACGGUGACCUUUUCUUACGCUGCAACGAACUGCAAGAGCGCUAUUCGCGUCUCAAUUGUGCCAUCCGCGAGGGCAAAGCGUUGAAAUUAGAGCUGACCCGGCAGUGUAGCGAUCACAUUUAUCAUCUCGAAACGUUUGAGGAAGAAAUUAAGCAGCUGGAAAGUGCUGUACAGGAGAAGCAAAUCAAGGUGGAGGAGAACAAGCAAACUGCCACCCAGUACAGCUGUGAAGCCCAUCUACUGAUGAACCAACCGCCACCCAAGCUCCCACCGCCCGAGGAUACCUCAAUCGCCGGUGACCUGGCCAGGCUGAGCGAUCAGAUCUUUGAAAUGUAUGCAGCACUGUUGGUGUUGCGCGCCGGUGAGAUCGUGCUCUUCGAAGACAUGAAGAGUCAGAUCGAGAAACGUCCCGCCUGCACGCGCAAUGUCAAGCAUCAGAUUAAGGAGCUGCGUAAAAAGAUUCGCGAGUACGAGCACACUAUUCUUAAUCUGACCAACGAGCAGAAGAAGUGGAAGGGAACACUGAAAGCCGGCAAGCUGAAUAUCUGUCGCCGCGCCAGGGUGCAACAUAACGGUUUGAAGGAAGAGGCGGGCCGACUGAAGCGGACUAUUGAGCUGUUUGAUGAGGAGAAGGCUAAAUUAGGAAUUAUUACGCGAAAUCUCGAGGAUGCACUCAACACAACACUAGGUGAGCAAGAGCUAGCGGACCUAAUGGAGCACUUUGAGCCUUUAGUUGACCCCAACAACCAGAUCCACACCGCCGGAGAACAGGCUGGUACCAACGGCAAGAACCUCUUCAAGCAGCCAAAACCCGCCGCAUCCACUAUGUCGGGCAUGCGCCGCAUGUCUGGCGUAGCGGCCACCUCUGUAGAGCAAGCCGAAAAGGUCAACCAGCUGCAGAAAAUGUGGCUGGAUAGCGUGGCCACCCGUGUGAAAAUGGAAGGCAACGUGAUGCGCGGUAACUUCGAUAUCGAGCUGCUGGAAGCGGCGCUGACUGCAGAAAGCUACUACGACAACAAGAAGCCGGACUGUGAACGCCGAAGGAUGGUCCGCACCAUCGUGGCUAAGGCGGUUAGUGAUGAAUUGCUGGGAUUCAAAGAGGCUGACCUAGCCGAAUACUUCGAUCCGGAUGUGAAGUUCCCGGGCAGAAACCGCUGUAUGGAAGUGCAUUAAAGCACCCCACUGAAAGCGAUACUGGGGCCUUAUUUUAAUUUUUUAACUGUGUUAUGCUUUUUGGCUAUGGGACCUACCAAACUGUAGCGCUGACACAAGUGUGGGUAUGUACAACACCAAUAAAAUUUGCAGCAGUUU